Molecule: messenger RNA, 2139 nt
Organism: Durusdinium trenchii
Lineage: Eukaryota; Dinophyceae; Suessiales; Symbiodiniaceae
Source: the annotation of a GenBank genome assembly
AUGGCGGAUGAUGCCUCGCGCGACGCCGCGCGUGGGAUGCCCUUCCUGGAUGUGGAGCUGCCCACGAACCUGGCAGCAGGGGAGGCGGAAAAGCGACGGAGAAACGUCAAAGCGAUGUUUGCCUUUCAGCUCUUCAUCUCCCUCGCCUGGGGUAUGGCCAUGGGCCCUGUCUUCGAUAAGUAUUUAUUCCUUUUGGGCUCGGGCCUUGCUCGUGGCCCCACACUCUUCCCAGUGAACCGAGCCAACUCCUUGGUGGGGGUGGCCGAGAGCGUGUCGGGCAUCACGAGCCUGGUGGUGGCGAUCCCCGUGGGUUUGUUGGUGGAUCGCCGUGCCGAGCGCCGGGCGAAGCUGCUGCGCUGGUCCUCGGGCUUGGCGGUCAUGGCCUUGCUCUUCGGCCUGGCGGUGCUGCUGACGGAUGAGGUCGCUGUGCUGUUCGUGAUGCUCAUCCUUUUUGGCGCCUUCAUGGAGCUCGCCUCCAGUGCUUCUGAGGCCAUUUUCGCUGAUAGCAUUCCAGUGGGCGAGCGCGGGGCCCUCUAUGUCACCAAAUCCGUCAUCAGCACUGUGGGUGCAGCCUGCGGACCUGGUGUCUCUGCGGUGGGGCUGGCCCUUCUAGGUGACGAGUGGGAGCCCUAUCAGAUCAAGAUCAUCAUGGUCAUCGGUUUGCUGCUCACGGUGCCGGCCAUCCUCCCUCUCUUUGUCUUCGGGGACCCCAACACCACUGGGGGUUCCAACACUGCCUGUGCUCGCGUUGCUGAGCCAACGGGCACAGCGGAAAGAGCCAACGGGCACAGCGGAGAGGCAGAGGUGACGAGCCCGGGCGGGCGGGACGGGCUGCGGCCACGGCUGGGCUUUCUGGGGCCCAAGCAUGUGCCCUUCAUUGUGGCUCUCUCGGACUUCAUCACCGCCAUCGGUGCGGGAAUGACGGUGAAGUUCUUCAACCUUUUCUUCAUCCAGGACGAGCAUUUUUCCCCAGUGGCCAUUAGCCUCCUUCAGACGGUCUACCCUUUGGCGAUAGCUGGCUUCAUGAAGGUGUCGGAGUGUCUCGCCAAACCGCUGGGCCGCUCGCAGGCCUCUUUGCUCUUCUUCAGCCUCAACGUACUUUGCCUCCUUUUGAUGGCACAAGUGCAGUGGCUUCCCCUAUUGUUGCUGGUCUUUCUGGUGCGAGGUGGGAUGGCGAAUAGCACCUAUCCCAUUGACCGCUCCAUUCUCAUGGACUUCACCCCAUCCUCGCAGAGGGGAAUGUGGAAUGCAGUGAACAGCUUGACCUCCAUGACCUGGAGUGGCUCCGCCUUCUUAGGCGGCUUCCUGUCGGACCAGCACGACUAUCGGUACACCUUCUUCAUCACUUCUUUGGUUUAUGCCGCUGCAUGCCCGGUCUAUGUGCCUUUGCUUUACCUGGUCCCGCGGAAGGAGAAGGAGGCUGCUGCGGUUCAGCCAGGUGAGCACACUCAUGCCGCGCGAUUCUUUCUGGCCUUGGAUGGCAUCAGAGGGGUGAACUUACUGAGGUGGCAGGACCUGCCCAAGUGCCGCGCUGACUCGGAGCCACCUCCUUCUAAGGUGUAUUUGGCGGCAGUGGACCAGUGGGGGAACGCUUGCUCCUUCAUCAAUUCCAACUACAUGGGUUUUGGCACAGGCAUCGAUGGCUGUGGCUUCUCCCUGCAGAAUCGUGGGCACAACUUCAUCCUGCAGAAAUCGCACCCCAACUGCCUUGGGCCAAGCAAGUUUUGCUACCAUACGAUCAUCCCAGGCAUGGUGACCCGUGAGGAGACGAAGGACUUGUUCUGCACUUUGGGCGUCAUGGGCGGCUUCAUGCAACCUCAGGGGCACCUUCAGGUCUUGUGCGCCAUGGCGGACUACGGCUUGGAUCCACAGGCGGCCUUGGACCAGCCACGCUUCUGUCUGCAAGGUGUGGACAGUGCGCUGGGUGCUGCAAGUGCCGGCGCGGCCCAGCUGCUGCUGGAGGAAGGGAUGCCCGAAGAGACGCAGGCGGGUUCCAACCUCGAGCUCUGGGUCCACCAUGUAGCAAUCGCCCGACACCAUUACUACUAUAUAGUAGCUCUUCGUUACUAUAUAGUAGUAGUGCACUUGGCUACGUUCGUAGCGUCCUUGCUAGUAGCGAUGCACCAUGCUACUAGGUAG